AUGUCCGCAGCCCAAAAUUUAUCGUCAGCCUUCGGCAAGAUAGAACAGGUAAUACAAACUCCCCAAAGACCGCAAUCAAGCACCAAAGUAAAGAGAAAGACUUCAACACCUAUCCUGAUCUUCUCGAGCGCCAAAGCCGGCAGCGUAGAAGCCCUAGUGGCCUACCCUUUCGAAUACGCCAAAACCCGUGUACAACUGCACUCACUCCCCGGAUGCCGACACAACCCCUUCGCAGUACUUUCCACUAUGAUAAAACACGACGGUCUCGGCGCUAUAUACACAGGCUGCUCGACGCUGGCACUAGGCACGGCCUUCAAAGCCAGCGUCCGCAUCUGUUCAUUCGCCUACUUCCGCGCCCAGCUCAGCGACCGCAACGGCGCAUUGACACCCCUCCGCGGCGUGCUAGCAGGCUCACUCGCCGGACCUACAGAGAGCGUAAUCGUCGUGACGCCAACAGAGCAGCUAAAGACCCUCCUGAUCGAGACAGCGCGGGGCCGACGAACAAAGCCUUACCGCGGAGAACUACAUGCGUGCGAGACGUUCUGCCGCACCCGAGGCCUCCGCAGUCUGUAUAGAGGGCUCUUCCCGACCAUGCUGAAGCAGUUGAGCACCCAGGGCGUGAAAAUGGACGCGUACAACUACCUCCGCGAGGCCUCGUGUCGCCACAACGUGCCGCAGGAUGGCACUACGGUGUUCCUCACCAGCGCGCUGGCGGGGAUCGUGACCGCGUACGUGACGCAACCCUUCGACACGAUCAAAACGUGGGCGCAGAGCGCGCGCAGCGCCGACACGAUCGAUGCGUAUCGGUGCGGCAGGCGGCAGGCGGGUGUCCGGGGUUUGUGGGCGGAGAGUACGGCGCGCGUGGGCCGGCUGGGGUUGAGCAGUAGUAUUCUGUAUACGGUGUGUGAGAAUGUGGCUGCCUAG
Messenger RNA from Ascochyta rabiei, 924 nucleotides. RefSeq names its product CtIP- endonuclease. Lineage: Eukaryota; Fungi; Ascomycota; Dothideomycetes; Pleosporales; Didymellaceae. The record is from RefSeq and is a predicted model, not a curated record. Gene Ontology annotation, biological process: mitochondrial citrate transmembrane transport. The coding region runs from base 1 to 924 and encodes 307 amino acids. The transcript has a single exon.